UGUGCAAAAUGUGUGUGUGGCGCGUGACCAUAGUUUGUGCGUACAUUUAACUUGUUUCGAGGGUUGCUGUAAAGUGUACUGCUAAAAGUUGAGUGUGGAUUUUGGGGGCAAACAAGAAAUAAAAUGGAGACAGGAGCUUAUGGAGCUGGUAGAGCAUCUAGUGCAGGGUUCGACCACAUAGCGUUCGUCAAGAAACCACAAGUCAUUCUUAGAGCGGUUGCAUGGCUGUUUGCCAUCAUUGUGUUUGGCUGCAUUGCAAACAAAGGCUUUGAUACCGGUUAUGGUCAAUGCGUCUUCAACAAUGAUACCAAUGCCUGUAAUUUUGGUGUGACCGUAGGCGUCGUUGCCUUCCUUGCUUGUAUGGCAUUCUUGGUGGUGGAUGCUCUCUUUGAUAACAUGAGUAAUGUUCAGUAUCGGAAAUACGCAGUAUUGGGUGACCUUGUAUUCUCAGGUUUCUGGCUGUUCAUGUGGUUUGUGUGUUUCUGCUAUCUUGCUGAUGCAUGGAGGAAGAUGAAUCGUGGUGUUGUUAUAUAUUUUGGUCAGCCAAAGGCCGCCAUCGCUUUCAGUUUUUUCUCUCUCAUUCCAUGGACUGGCUUGACCAUUCUAGCCUUCAUGAGGUACAGGCAAGGUUCCCAGGCAGCCUUCUCACAGAACUACGAGCCUGACCCCAACAUGGCCCAGUCAGGCAUGCCAGGUGGGCAGUCUGGCUCUGAUUCCUACCAGCAACCACCAUUUGCUGAGAAGAGCAGUAUACCGGAUUCACAGUUCCAGACCCCAACAUACUGAGUCACAAACUCUUUGACAGCCAGAUGGAAUUAAAGAACAGAGUCCCUGCGCUAUGGUUAAAGGCACUGGACACCGUUGGUAAUUACUCAGAAUAA
Messenger RNA from Asterias rubens (European starfish), 881 nucleotides. RefSeq names its product synaptogyrin-2-like. The record is from RefSeq and is a predicted model, not a curated record. NCBI's taxonomy places the organism in Eukaryota, Metazoa, Echinodermata, Asteroidea, Forcipulatida, Asteriidae. The coding region runs from base 124 to 786 and encodes 220 amino acids. Gene Ontology annotation, cellular component: synaptic vesicle membrane; neuromuscular junction. The transcript is spliced from 4 exons.